AUGGGGUCCUUGCGAGUCGCAAUAUCUGGCGGAGGCCUGGCCGGAGCGUCGCUCUUCCACGCGCUUACAAGACAAGCCCAUUUGGAUGUCCACAUCUUCGAAUCUGCUCCGGAAUUCAGAGAGGCUGGGGCCGCAGUCGGCAUCGCUAACGAAGCACAGACUGCGUUGCGGCUUAUCGGCCCAUCGGCAGUAGAGAGCUUCCAGCGAGCGGGCGCAGUCUUUCAGAAAGGCGCUCACUUGGUGUUGGCUCAAGGAUCAAACGCUGGAGAGACGGUUGGACGUAUUGGAGGCGACAWGAAUGCUACCGGAAUCGUUCAUCGAGCCGAGUUUCUACGAGAACUGCUUGCUCGAGCUCCAGCGGACCGCAUGCAUGUUUCAAAGAAGGUCGUCAAAGUCGAACAGAAUGAAGACGGCCCGGUCACCUUGGAGUUCUCUGACGGUACCAGCCAUGAGUGCGACGUCCUUAUUGGCGCCGAUGGUAUUCACAGCUCGGUUCGGAAAUAUGUCCUCGGUGAUGACCCUGCUGCAUCGCCCGUGCCUGCCGGAUGGUGGCUCGUACAAGUCCUGAAGCCAUACGACGAGGUCGCUGCCCUUAUGAGCAAGUCUUUCCUCGACACCUACCUCAAUCUCAGCAGUCCGGGCGAGGUCGGAUGGAUUGGAGACGGCACUCUAAUCUUCCACAGUCCUUUGAGCGAGGGCAAACUGGUCCAGUUCGUUAUUGUAUCUUGCCACGACGAGGCUUCCACGGAUUGGCAAAAGGUCGUCAGCUCCGAGGAGAUCCGCGAGAAAUUUUCGGAUUGGCCAGCCGAGCUCUCAAAUGCUGUGGAUAAACUGAUCUGCACCGCCGAAGACUCGCACAAUGCCGUAUGUUUCUGGCAGCAUCUGCCUGCUAAAACCUAUGUUCGGGGAAAUGUAGCUGUUACAGGCRACGCUGCACAUGCGACCACGCCGUGGCAAGGUUCCGGUGCUGGCAUGUCCAUCGAGGACUCAAUGAUUCUCGCCACUCUGUUAGAGCGUGCCAAAUCUGCGUCUGAGGCACGCGUAGCCCUGCAAGUUUUUGACUCGGUCCGCCGAGAGCGCACUCAGAGAGUCGUUGAGUCCAGCAAAGGCACAGGCCGAAUGGUAACCGGUCAGGAUCCAGAGACGAGAUUGAAUGCGGCCAAGUUACAGGACGCGCUUCGGCAUAGAUGGGAUUUCCUCAUGUACUUUGAUGUUGAAGAACACCGAGAUGAGGCGUUGCGUCAGAUGGAGGCUAAGCUGAAAGUAUAG
Molecule: messenger RNA, 1269 nt
Organism: Ramularia collo-cygni
Lineage: Eukaryota; Fungi; Ascomycota; Dothideomycetes; Mycosphaerellales; Mycosphaerellaceae
Exons: 2
Coding region: 1-1269 (422 amino acids)
Biological process (GO): secondary metabolite biosynthetic process
Molecular function (GO): FAD binding
Source: RefSeq, a predicted model, not a curated record